CGUCACAUUGCGGACGUCGCACCCUCUACCCACAAUGCAUGUAACAAUUCAAGAUGGCGACUUACAUGGCAGCAGGUUGAAUGAAUAGAGGAACAAAACAACUUGAGGAAAUCUUCUUCCAAAUUGUUUCCGUGUUAUAUUGUGCCAUAUAUAGACGUCUAAGAAUUUUAGCAUCCAUUUCGGGUGCUUAGUGGUACUAAAGAGUUGUUGGAUUUGCAAGGAAACGCAAAAUAUCGGCUGGACAUGGCAACUUUAGGCGUGGGAAAAUCAUCGCAUCCACAUCCACACACAGUGCAACUGCAAGGAAAGGAUAAGGGAUUUCGAUCACAGGGAUUUUUGACCGGCCGGGAAUCGGCGAAAGCAAUAUUCCACGAGUUGUAUGCUGUUGCAGACGAAAAUACAGGGAGGAAAUCCCCAACUAAUGACAAGAAAAAGAAGAAGAAUGAAAAGAAGGGAUCAGAUCAAAAGAAGGAUAAAUCAGCAGAGAGCAUCACCUUCCAACCGCCGAGCAUCGAGCUACCAGACAAUGCCUCUUCCUUCAGCGCCUAUGCAGCCGUACGGCAGUGCAUCCUUGAGAGAGAGAUAAGAGAGAGGGCUAUCAUCUUGGCUUGCGCCAGUGAUGGAAAGACGGAAGAUGGAAAAGGGGAGGAGGAGGAAGAGAAGGAGGAUGACAAGCUUAUACCGCUUCCAAAGGUGGUUGGGCUAGGUCUUCGUAGUGUCUUUGAGUUGAUCCGUCAGACACGUGCGUCUCAUCCAGACUUCUGUGCCAAAGCCUUACAAGCUCUCCUAGACAUACUCCAAGGUCAAACACCAGAGGGGCUCAGUAAAGAACCUGAUGAUAUCCUUGGGUCUUUAUUUGAGCUAUUAAUGAACCUUGCUACAUCACCCCUUGAGAAUGACACCCAUUCCCUGACCACGCUCAGUAGCGCUUGUCUUCUGAGUCUCAUGGUUGCUAUGGGCAACACAGGUAAACUACUCACAGGCAUCUCGACUCUACUGAUGAUAGUCGGUCAGAGACCUUCACAAGCUUUACAGGUUCCUGCUAUCAUCGUUGCUCUUCAACGCAGCGUCCAUGCUCUGCUGGUUGGCAAGACACUCUUUCCUGAUUGGUUGACGCUAGGUGUACCGAACCAAUCGCUCAUUGAUACUUGGUCCAUCCCUGGCCUUAGUCUAGAAGCAUCUAAUGCUACCGGUUACAGUGCAAUAGCCAGUGAUGGACGCUAUCUCUACAUACAUGGUGACAAGGGACUAAGAAAGAUUGGAUCAGGCUACUCUGGAACUAUCAGGGGUGAGCUGUAUGCCUGUAAUGAAAACUUCUACCCUGGUGAGAGAGGGUGGCUAGGAUUCAGUAGAAACCAACUACUCUUCAAAUGUCAAGAAGGGAAUGAAGCCGCAAGGAAUAUGCUGGUGAGAGUAGGGACCACUGACCUCCAGGAACAGGGGCAACUUGCCAUGCCAUCAGUCGCUUGUUCAAACACUGGUCUAUUCUUCAGUGAUGGUAUUAAUCUUGGUAUUCUAACUUCAGUGACAGAUGACACAUUUAUAGUACACACCCUUGGUUCCUUGAGCGCCUUCUCUCUUGGUGUAGGUGGUGAACUUCAGGCCAAGCUGGCUAGGAAGUGUCUCAUGGCCUACGGUGAGGCCAUGCCGGGAGGCGACAAAGAUGCCAAAGAAUCAGAAGAAAUAGAUCCAGGCACUAAUGAGGAGAUAGUGAUGGUUGGAACAGGGAAAGAGUUCUCAAUUCUAAGGACAUCCUCAGGAAAGGUGUACUUCAUGGGCAAGUCUCAGAGCUUGGGGAUCAAGCAGAGCAGUACCACCCCCGGUCCCAGUAAGUGGACGGAGCUCCCUAUCUCCAGGUCACCUACCAUCGUCCAGUGUAGUACGGGGCAUGAUGGUCAUCAUGUGGUCAUGCUAGCCGACGAUGGGUCAACGUACUUUGCCGGCACGGCCAGGAAAGGUGAAGACGGCGACCAAGCAGUGAAAGGUCGUCGUCAGAUGAAGCCCAUCAAACCGGUGAAGAUGCUGCGCCUGGAUGGUAAACAUGCCGUACAAUCAGCCUGUAAUAACGGCAGUACGGCAGUGGUUACGAGGGAAGGUGAACUCUACCUGUUUGGGAAAGACGACCAGAAUACCGAGGCUUCUACAGGUCUUGUGACUGAACUAAAGGGUACCCCGAUCAAGGAAGUAGCGUUAGGCAAGGCCCAUGUCUGUGCAUUGACCACCACCGGACAACUGUAUACCUUUGGGAUCAGCAACAAGGGUCAAUGUGGACGAGGGGUCAUUGCUGGACAUCCUGCCAAAGAAGGUGCAAUAUCUGAUGGGUUGCCCAUAGCAACGGAAGAUGACGUUGAAGAGGAGGAAGCGGAGAAGGAGGAGGAGUCAUGUCAGCAUGAGUUAAUCACUGAUCAAUGCAUGAUCUGUACAUCAUGUGGGGAGUGUACAGGGUAUGGGGAUAGCUGUAUUAGGAGUCAACGACCUGGGAGGAGGCCUGGACAGAUCUGCGGUUGCGGAUCGGGCGACGCUGGCUGCAGCAAAUGCGGGAUAUGCAGGGUCUGUAUAGGUGAAGGCAAUGGCGUCAUGGCCGCUGGGGUUGGUCUGAACGCUGCUGGCGAGAACAACCAGGGUAACAAUCGAGGCCGCGGAGGGGGAGGAGGAGGCGGCGGUGGCGGCAAUGUGGUGAUGAUGGGUAACGGCGCCCCCAACGACUGGCUUGGUCAUCUCAGGGAUGCGUUCAAUCGGAGGAAGGUCCACCACAGACAGUUGGACUGGGUGCUCGGCAAGGACAAAGGAAAGGAUGAAGCUAAUAACAGUGGAGAUGAUCGUGAACCUGAGAGAGACUUCGGCAAACAUAUCAUCCAUCCUCCUGGUGUGGUUACCAUAGGAACGGGACAAACAUCAAUCAAACAAAUUGCAUGUGGUCUACAUCAUUCAGUGGUUCUUCUAGAGAAUGGUGAGGUGUUUUCCUUUGGUCUUGGUAACCACGGUCAACUAGGACAGAGAGACUCGGCAAACAGAUCAAGUCCAGUGAAGAUGGCAAUAGAUGAGAGAGUCACCCAGAUUGCUGCUGGUAGCAGUCAUACAGUGCUUCUCACAGAGACAGGAAGGGUCUUUACGUGUGGUAGCUUUCAGGUUAGUAAGAAUCUUGGUAGCAGUCAUACAGUGCUUCUCACAGAGACAGGAAGGGUCUUUACGUGUGGUAGCUUUCAGGUUAGUAAGAAUCUUGGUAGCAGUCAUACAGUGCUUCUCACAGAGACAGGAAGGGUCUUUACGUGUGGUAGCUUUCAGAAAGGGCAGCUAUGCCGACCCGUCCAAGAGGAGAACAAUGCUGCAGGUGCCGUAUCACACACCGUUCCCGCCCCGGUCCCCUCCUUAGGGGUUCGCUGUAGUCGGAGAGCUACGUGGAUCGCUGCAUGUGGGGACAAGACGUUUAUCAAGAUAGACGAGGCUCUCAUCAGUCCGAAGAUGCUCACUGAUUCACUUGUCUUUGCUGAUCAAUCUGAAAUAGGUAUCCUCCCAAAUGAUGAGACGGUAUCUUCAGUGAAAUGCUUGAUGCUGAAUCGUAAAGAUGGCAGCUGUACCAGCUUUAUGGGUGCUGACCAGACUAGCUUCAAAGGUUGUAGUGUGUGUCUAGAUCCCUUCUACAGAGUUCUAUGGAGCUACAAUCCACUGCUUCAUCAGAUCCAGUGCUUCAACAUCCUCAAGACUGGUUCCUCCUUUCCUGCUUCCGCUGGCACCACCCUCCAGGAGCUACCCCCUGCCGCUUCCAUCCUCACCCCUCAGCUGGCCCUUCCCUGCACCCCUCACAUCCCCAUUGACGGCUCCCAGAUCGCCCUCAAUGUCCUGGCCUGCCUGGAUUCCUUGGUGGCCAGCCGAGAGUUGGGGCUCACCAUCUCGGAGUCGGAGACUCAGGUCCAGACUGUUGCCAAGGUCUAUACCAAAGAAGACUUCAGUGUGGUCAACCGGUUUGAAGGUUAUGGAGGUGGUUGGGGUUACUCCGGUCAUUCUGUUGAAGCAGUACGAUUCUGUCCUGAUGCAGACAUCCUACUGGGUGGAUUUGGUCUGUUUGGUGGUAGAGGAGAGUACAGUGCUAAGAUCAAGGUGUAUGAUCUUGGAACAAAAGGUGGAGAUUAUGAGCUGGAUGGAGAGUGGUUGGCAGAGAGUGAUGACAUCACCUUUGAUUGUGGAGCAAGAGAGAAGUUUCCUAUACUAUUUGAGGAGCCUGUACCAUUGACAGCCGGUAACUGGUAUGUAGCGUGGGCUAGGGUGAACGGACCAAGCAGUGAUUGUGGAUCCAGUGGCCAGGGUACAGUUACAACAGAGGAUCAAGUGUCGUUCCAGUUCAUGAGUUCCAAGAAAUCCAACAAUGGAACCGACAUCAACGCAGGGCAGAUUCCACAGAUACUCUACAGGAUGCCGCAACCCGAUGCUAACAACUACCGAGGUAAAUCAUCUCACGGGGAGCCUGUUCACAUUCUCUCAUCAUCGUUCAGUAGCUCGGUAACACCGGAGGUGUUUGAAUCUCUCUUGAAACUUCUUCAAUGGAGCUGGACAACGUUCAAGAAGAAUGUGGAUGAGGUCUCAAAGAAGAAGGACCAGGAACUCUUAAACGCGUGCAAUGAGUUAGACAGACUAGUUUACAUUGCUUCUGCCUGUCUUAGAUUACUAAGAAAUCAUGUGUGUGAAAUAUACCCUAAUCCAGGGACUGGGAAACGUCCGAAUAGCGGAUCAUCACAGCUCCCAGAAUGCAUCUCCAUGACCUGUGACCUUCUGAAGCGGAUACUCGGUGAGCUGACGGAGAUGGAGGUACAACGAGCCGCAGGAGACGCUGACAGGUCGUUGCUGACCACUUCAUCAGAUACCGUUUCACACUGCCUCAGGAGGAUCGUGAGGGGCAUUGUCGAGGAGUGCCAUCGCACCUUUGUGCAUUGUUUCCAUGCCUUCUACCCUACACCACAACUCAAGUGGGUCUUUCUCUGUGAUCUUCUCAACUCCAGCAAAAAUUGUCUUGCCCCAGUUGCCAAUGGUCACCUUCUGGCCGCGGUGCUAGAAGCCCUGUGUGACUCGACGGUCAAACUGACCAAAGUCUUGCCCAUCUUGAGGGAACAUCCAGACCAGAAUCCCCAGGACCAGAAUGCAGCAGUACCUCUUCCUGUUCCCUUCGCCAAACAGCUCUCAAUGGAGGAUUCACCAAGUGCUGCUCAGGCUGAAGCAAGGGCACAGUUCCCGGAGCUUGUAGUUCAUAUGGAAGAUAGGGUUCAGGAUGAAGGAGUGAUAGCACUCAACACUAGUUUCCAAGAAAUCCUCGACAAGCUUCUCAUCCUCUUAACAACUCCCGUCAGAGAAGCCUUAGAUAAGAAGCAGCAGUGCUCUCCCAGCUCCCUGGUGAAGAAUGCCAGCAGACUGCUAACAUGUAUCGUGAGUGAACUGUCAGCAAUGGCAUGCAUCAGCGAGAGCGACAAUCAGACCUCGGGACGCCCUCUAUUGACCACCCCAUCACGAUUCAAUCGGGUGAGUCAGAACCGCGGUUGGAGUACUGGUAACGGCACCCCUGAUGCGGUUUGCUUCAGUGUUGACAAGCCUGGUAUCAUGGUGGCUGGCUUCUGCGUCUAUGGAGGUGUAGGAUACUACAACUAUGAACUAGAACUGCUUGAUGGGAGCGAGGUGGGGCCAGACGGUCACAGCCAACGAUGGAACUCGUUGGAGCUCGUCAAAGGGUCCUACGGCCAUCUUGACCUUGCCAAGGACAUUGCAGAGAUCAAGUUUGACCGUCCAGUCCCGGUUAAGGAAGGGAUCAAGUAUGCGGUCAGACUACGUAACCAUGGUAACAGGACGGUGAACGGAGACGGUGGGAUGACCCAUGUGAAAUGUCCUGACGGAGUGACUUUCUCGUUUAGUUUAUGUAGAUUGAGUAGCAAUGGAACAAGUCAAACAAGGGGGCAGAUACCUCAGAUUCUCUAUUACAAUACUGCGGCAGAGAGUGAAACUCAGAGGGUGGAGCCUAAAUCUCAGGUUGUUGAACAGCAAGCAAGGGUCAAUGUUCUUUCUAUCAUGACAACCAUCGUCAAGGCAGCUAGUGAACUACUGAAGAAAACUGAUGGUUGCCUAGAUUUGGAGAUUCCUGCAAUCUUUACAUCAUCUCAUCUAUUCUCGCAGCUUCUACCUCUAGUCCUAGCCUAUAUUGGUCCUGUUACAUCAGCUGAUCCUAAGAGUGCAGUACAGGUCUUGGAUCUCUUGAAGGACCUCCUCCCUCCGGUGGCUUCCAUCAAUCAACAGUUUGCCCCGCCCACUCCACCUGUCAAUCAAAGUACAGAUAGUUGCAAUGGCCAAUCAGCAGCUGAUGUUCACACCAUCACCACCUCCAUGCAUUAUGCUGUGGUGGAGAGUGACCACCCCUAUAAGCCUGCCACCGUCGCAAAUUAUAAGGUGUGUUUCCCAGAUUCAGUGCAAUGGAUGUUACUGCAGUUCGAUCCUCAGUGUGGCACCGCUCAGCCAGAGGACAGUCUCCAACUCUACAUUCCAACCACCCAUCAGCACCCGACCAACGCGCCCCAAGCCAGCGCUUCCACAUCUCCAUCCCCGGUUUCGUCCUCGUCCGUAACCGCGUCCUCUACGGUGACGGUUAGCCAGGUUGACAAGGGGCCGUCGGCCGCUAGGUCGUGGCCAGUCAUCAAGAAGUGCCACGGUAAAACCAACUGGCCUUCAUCGGCUGUUGUGCUACCAGGCAAUGAAGUAUCAUUUGUGCUUGGUACGGCAUCAGACUACGUGAAGGAUGAGAAAGCCAAUAUGUAUGGGUUCAAGUGCACCAUUAUAGGCUAUGAAUGGAUUCCAGCUUGUGAUGAGGGAUUGAUUAACCUUGAGAAAGAGAUAGCUUACCUUGGUGGUAUGUGUGCUGCAUCUAUGAUGAAGAAAGAUAUCAGUCUUCCUCCAUCGUCUGUCGAGACGGGAAACGAGGAGGUGGAACUCAUCACUGAAGCAGCUGAAGAGAUAUUCAGUAGCCAUGCAAGCCUCCUAUGCCGUGGGUUUGCCCUCGCCCAGCCUCCGUCCAUCGAGCAAGCCUUGGAAGGGAACUUGCCAUUGAGUACCCAGUCAAACGAGAGGGCUUUCCUUCGAGACUUUGUCAUGUGCGCACCCGGGACUAGCGGAGGUAGACUAGCGAGGUGGUUACAGCCAGAGUCAUAUGUAGAGCCUCGUCAGUGUGAUGUGAUAUUCACGCGAGAUGAGAUCAGAUGUAGUGUUCCGACUGUAGUGACUGUGCUGAGCAGAGACCAGUAUGGUGGACUGGUGUUUGUACCUGGUUUAAAGGUGGAAGUAGAAGCUGUCCCUGUCGGUAAACGAGACCACCCCUACCAAUCCUCCAAGUUCCAGAAGCCACCCAACUCUGGGGACAAAGACUUGACCUUUGGGGGUCACAAGCCUCCGACCUUUGACACGGCCUUUGAGCCGGUGAUGAGGAGGGGGGUGUCGGUGUACAACUCCAUCACCAUGAUGAAGGAGUACGAGGAUUACUCCUUUGAGGAGCUGAGGUUUGCUUCUCUUCCAGUUACAAGACCCAAUGAGAGUAUGCUUGUCAGAGAUAACAAUGAUGGGAGCUAUACAGCAAACUGGACCCCAAGUUCGAUUGGACUCUAUUCAGUUCAUGUUACCAUAGAUGGACAUUCAUUAGAGGACGUUCCUCAAGUAGAGGUUAACGACCCUCCCCAUGGUGUUCUUCCGCCCAACUCCACACCCAAGAAGACCUCUCCACCUGUCAACAAGAUGAGGAAGCUCAUUGCCAAGUACUGCCGGGGGCUCCGGAUUAGGAGUGCGCCCUCUCUGCAGAGUGAACAGAUAGGGAUCGUUGACGUUGGCGGUGUUAUCAUCUUCACCGAAGAGCUCCAAAAUGAGGAUGGUAUAUGGGUGCGGCUCACCCAAGAAAGCAUCAAGAAGUAUUGUCCAGACAACGGUCAUCGCGAGGGUUGGUGUCUUCUAUAUAAUCAGCACAUAGGCAAGACCUUUCUCUUCCCUGUUGAGGAGUCCAAGUCUAUUUAUGACGACCGUCCCGAGAGAAGGGAAUCUCCAUCUGCCAGCGGCCUCAAGAGUUUGGAUCCCGACAGCCCUGCUCUUGUGAAGCCCAAAACAGGAGGUCCUGGGUUGUAUCAGGUGAUUAACUGUGGCCCGUCAGGUCAUAACAUCCGCUGUAGGGCCAGUCUGAAGGCCACGCCCAUUGGUAUGAUGGUGAUGGGAAACCAGGCUAACGUCGUACAAGAGGUUCGGCUAGGUGACGGUUCCAUCUGGGUAAAACUGGACAAGGCUGGUAUGACCCGAUACUGUGAGAACACCAAGGGAGAAGCAUGGGCUCUCUCAUUCAGUAAAGGUGUCACCUACCUCAUGCGCGAAAAAGACCUGACUCUCACCGACAAGGAGAAGGCCAAGGCUGUUUCGGAGAACUUCUCCUUCUACUCUGUGUCGCAGGCGGGAAAAGGAGUCGUAGGUUUUGACUUCAAGAAUGCUCAGGGGCCACCUUCCUUGGGCUUUGCCCAAACAAAAGAUUUGGUACCAUACAUGUUUGGUGGUCAACCCACAGCCAAUGGUUCAAUAUCGCAUGAGAAUGGACAGCUUGAAGAUGAUGACGAUCCUUUUGAACACUUUGCUUCUGUACCAGUGACUAAUCAUGUUGAUGAGUCAGGAAACAUUGUGAACUCCAAAGAGAAAGAGAACCUUGAUCCAGCAAAGGAAGCAUUAGAAAUCAAGAGAGAAUCAAGGUCGGAAGUGAGGAAGGAACCCAGAAAGGACUCAUCUCAGAGCAGUGAUGGUGUCGGUGUAAUUGGUAGUAAAAUAAGAUCUAAGAGCGUUGAUGGUAUGACGACAGCCGAAUCGGAGCUGGCAAGGAUGACAGCAGCAAGCAAUCAUCAGCCAUCUAGUCCGUUGCCGCACGGAAGUCCUCAGAGGUCAAGGUUUUCUAUCGGGACCUCUUCAAGUCAGCAAUCACCAAAGAGUAGCAUGUCUCCGAAGCCGGGGAGAAAGUCACGGUCUCCUUUUGGUCGGAGAGACAGAACUUUAUCACCUUCCAGCAAAGACAGGUCACCAGCGAGGUUCAAAGCGAGCAUCUUAAAGCAGGAAGCAGUGAAGGAAGUGGCUCAUACAGCCAUUGCAACGUCGGUGGCAGAGUGUGUACGUUGUGUGUUUGCAGCCUUUCUAUGGCACGAGGGAUUAGUCCAUGAUGCCAUGGCUUGCGCAUCGUUUCUCAAGUUUAACCCAGGGAUGACCAAGCAAUCUACAUGUACCAUUAGUCCUCAGGAACCGGUCAACACUCAUAACAAAAGAGAACUCAAGCUAAAGAAUAGACACUCCAUGGAUCUUAGCAAGAGCAUGUCUGAUGGAAUCUUCUUCAGUUCGUCAGAGUUCUCCAUUCAGGAGCACCCGCUUAAUCAGAAUAUAAUGUCAAACUGUCGGCUGAGCGAUAAGACUCUAGAAGAAGCUAAGAAAGGACUUGAGUCUGCUCCGGCUCCUCAAACAGUACCAACUUCACCUCUUGCCAAGUCUUUCAAUCCCAUCCCUUCCAGUGCACCUGAGAAUGAUGCAACAGCUGCGGUCAAAGCUGCUUCUGCAUUCCUGCCCCCUGCAUCACCCAAACACUCUCCAAAAACUGUUCCCAAACCUUCCCAUGAUGCAAUCGCGAAGAAGGUACAGCAAUCACCAAAGAAGCUUAUAAGUGCUGCAGAGAAAAAUCUGGACUUUGCAGAGAUGAGGGAAAGAUCGGCUACUGUCGGGGCAGAGUAUGCCACCAAAACUUCUCAAAAGGAGUCGGCCAAUAAGCUUGCCAAAGAUGCUGAAUCAAAACUAUCAUUGCCAAUCACUCUCAAACAUCUUCUAACAUUCUGGGAUGAGUUGACAUCAACAACAGUCAACAUUGCUUCCCAACAGGUCUUGCUUCCGAGCCCUGCCCCGAUCACCAAGACCAAAGCAAAGAUUGAGAAGAAGGAAGAGCGUCCCGUGCGGGAGAACAAAGGCAAGAAACGCAGGGAGAAGUACUUUCGUGGCGGACAUGGUAACUUGUUUGGCGAAGCUGCAGGUGUCCAAGCUAGGAUGGGUGACUUUGAUAAGAUCUGUGACUUAUGCUUAGGAGUGUUUCCUCACCCUGUCACCUACCAUAUGAGGCAAAUGCAUCCAGGGUGUGGCAAAACUGCUUUGGGACAUGGUUACAACAGCAGUGGAGUCUACAGGAAUGGCUUUGUCGGGAACUGUGGGGAAGGCGGUACAGUAGGGAGGGACUGGUACCUCAUGUGUGAACGUUGCAGAGAGAAAUACAUGCACGAUGCAGAGGACAAGAACAAAGACAAAGCUAAGAAGGUCCGUAAGAAAGUACCGUCUCUGAAAGCCCCUCGCGUCCUGCCACCUCUCGAAGCCCACCAGGUCAUGAAGGCAAAUGCAAUGUUUCUACUGGACUUAGCUAGCGCCACUGGAUCCAUGUUCCCCAGCUCCAGCCCGAUGAGGAAGAUCACAAGGUUUGAUCUUCCUACGGUGUCAGAGUCGGAUUCCUUUAUGACGCAGUUUCCUGACACGACCUUUAGGUUCCUGAAUGUCAUGGCGAGUCAAGGGUCAUCGGAUGAGUUCUCUGAUGUAGAUGAAGGUAUUGCAUCUUCAUCAGGUCCUCUUACUGGAAGUGUCUUCUCAGGGCAAGAUAUUCAUUCAAGUGCCUUCUCCCAUUCCCAUCCCAAGCAUGUCAACGCAUCUUCAAUGGACCCUACCCAGCGCUUUGGUCAAUUCAGAUCUAUCUCCAUGAAUGCGUCGGGUUAUACUGCAGCACAGAGCGACAGCAGGACCAAGGUCCGCAGGAGAAACAACAGCGGAAGCUCGGACGGGUCAUCCCUUCUUCGACGGCCGUCAGCCUUACUUGCUCGUUUGAUAGAGGGUCGUUCGGUAGGCUUGUCCACCCUCCAUCGUCCGGUCAUGCUGUUCAUUGCUCAGAGGCACGACCUUGAUGGACUUCAGCUAGCUAUGAAGCAAGCGCUCAGGAAGGGAGCGUGCCGCGUGUAUGCCAUGCAGGCUUUGAACUGGCUUCUGAGAAAUGUGACUCAGUUGACCUGUCUUCAUGAUCUUCUCUGGCACUUCGUCUCUGCAUUGACACCACCCGCAGGAGAAAAGGAGACGGAAGACGACGGGGAUAGUGGCAAGGAUAAAGAGAAGGAGAAAGAGAAGGAUAAGAAAGAACCUGAGCAGGAGAUAGAUGGUCUAAUGUGUGAACAUCCACUCUCUGACAUCACCAUCGCCGGCGAGGCUAUCCAACCCCUCCCUGCCACCUUCCACAACCUACUCCAAACCAUUGCCACCGUCAUGAUGCACCUACCUACAGGGGGCGCCCUCCAGCAGAUGGCCAUGCGGUGCUGGUGUCUACGUUUCCGGCAGGCCGAUCACGUGUUCUUGCAUCGCUCCCAGGUGUUCAGUAACAUCAAUCAGAUCCUGUCUAAAUCGGACGAGAGCGAAGGAGAUGGAGAGGGCAGUAUGACCGGUAGUCUGGUGUCCAUGACCGAAUCAACCGUUACCUCGCAGAGUUCUGUGAAAGUGGAUCUGCUCCGGGACAUCACCCACUCUGUAGAGCUUCAGGUGUCCAGCCGGGCGGCCAUGUUGCCCAGUCUCACUGACAGUUCUACGGAGACCUUCUGGGAAUCUGGAGACGAGGAUAGGAAUAGGAAUAAGUUUGUCACCAUCAUCGGGAACAAGGGAAUGAGUCUCAAGAUGGUCGCCAUACAUGUGGACAACUCGAGAGACUUGGGGAACAAGGUGACAUCAAUGACCUUCCUGUCGGGGACCAGCGUAGAAUGCCUCCAGAAGAUUCAACAAUCGACCCUCGAUGCCAGGCAUACAGGAUGGGUGACUUGCGACCUCACUGGUUGUCUGGAUGGGUCAAAGGUCAUGCGUGUGGAGCUGAAGGGACCCGAUAGCCAUCUGAGGAUACGGCAGGUCAAAGUCCUCGGGGGCAGCAGAGGGGAGACUUUAUCUGCAGGUGCCCAGGUGUCAGCACUGAAUCUUCAGCAGCAGAACUGUGUCAGCGAGACCUUGAGGGUGUUCCGUCUCUUGACCUCACAGGUCUUUGGCAGGCUGCUCUCCGAUGAGGAACCAAUCACCAAAGAGAGUCAGAUCAUCAAACCCGGUGAUAUGCAAACACCAGAAGAUGAGGACACUAAUGAUAGUGACCUGAAGGAACACAUGGUUGGAAUCCUCUUCAGUCGUCCCAAACUCACCAACCUACAAAAACAGGUUUGCUCCCACAUUGUCCAAGCCAUCCGCAAGGAGACAAUCAAGAUGCAGGAUGAUUGGGAAGCCAGUCUGACAGCCACCAGUAAGCUGACUCCAUCCAGUACCCCAUCAUCAUCCGCUCCAUCGUCCUCCAUGGACCAGGUCGCCUCGACGCCCGAUGCAUACUGCUUUGAGCUCCUAUCCAUGGUCCUGGCCUUGAGUGGAUCCAGGGUAGGACGGUGUUACGUGGCCCAGCAAGACGGACUGCUCCUAGACCUGGUCUCGCUCCUUCACACCGGCACACCUCGAGUCCAGAGACAGGUGACGGCGGUCCUGCGAAGGUUCCUCCUGGAGAUUCCUCCUAAGCUCUUCAAGCAAAUCAUGGGUGUGAGCUGUCUUCCACCGGACGAUCUCAGCAUCCUGACCCAAGGCCUGUCAGAUAGGACCCUGGACAACCCUGCAGAGGAUUACCUAGGAGUCCUGGAUGUCUUCUUAGCAUGUGUGGCCAAGGCUUUGAUGGUUCAAACCAAAGUCAAAGGAGGAUGGCAGGCUGCUACGGGUAGAGGGACAGCAGAGUUUGGAGUUGGUAGAGGGGCACAUUCGUAUACCUUGGCCAAAUUACAACAGCAGAUGAGUACUGAGGAGUCACCAGCCAGGAGAUCCCGUAGCAAACAUUGGUGGCUGUGUGGUUCUAUGUCACACAACAUCGCAGAACAGAUCAUUGCUCUCAUCAAGGAUAUGUCAGCUGGUAAGAUCUCAUCAGAAUGGGCCAAAGUGACCAAAGGAGCCAUCGCAGAGAGAGUGCUGUCACUGACUAAACUUGAUGAAGCCAAGAGGGCGCCAGCACUAUGUAUCAAGACAAAUACUCUGUGGUUAUCUCUAGCAUCACUAUGUGUAUUGGAACAUGAACACGUUGAGAGAUUAUCAUCAAGUCAAUGGGCCCAAGGCAAGGACUCACCAGCUGCUAAACAAAAGCAACCAACAUGUGACAAUCAUGACGAUGGAGAAACGUCUGCUAUCAUCCAGUGUGAACACUGCGGGAACCUCUGUGCGGACUGUGAUAGGGUGCUUCAUCUACCCAAGAAACACAGGAAUCAUCAGAGAAAGGUGUUCAAAGAGGAGGAGGAGUCUAUACGUGUUGACCUCCAUGAAGGAUGUGGGCGGAGUAAGCUCUUCUGGGUCAUGACCCUCGCUGACUCCAAAACACUCAAAGCUAUGGUGGAGUUCAAGGAGAUCACACCAGGUAACACAGCGUCGAGUGGUGGUGGAUCGGUUUCCAUGGGAACUUGUCGUUUCUGUGGAACUAAGACAUCCACAGGGAUCCUAGGGCCGGCAGGAAGUGUGUGCAAUGAUCCGGAUUGCCAGCGGUAUGCUGAUAAUGCAUGUACCAAGGUGCAGGUGUGCGGUCACAUGUGUGGUGGUAUCCGUGACGAAUCCGAGUGUUUACCUUGUCUCUAUGGUUGCAAUCCACCGUCUACGCUACGUCAGGAUGCAGAUGAUAUGUGUAUGAUAUGCUUCACGGAGGCUCUAGCAUGUGCUCCAGCCAUACAGCUAAACUGUGGGCAUGUCUUCCAUCACCAUUGUUGUCAGGCAGUCCUAGAAGGGAAAUGGGUCGGUCCUAGAAUAACCUUUGGAUUCUCGCUUUGCCCCAUCUGCAAGAUGAGCAUGAAGCACACUUCCUUGCAGGAUGUUCUGAAACCCAUAGAGGUUCUCCACGAAGAUGUGAGACGCAAAGCAUUGAUGAGGGUGGAAUAUGAAGGUCUUCUGAAGAGUGAAGCGAUAACCACACCCGGAGCCAGGUUCUACAAUGAUCCUGCAGGCUUUGCUAUGAAUAGAUAUGCCUACUAUGUCUGCUUCAAGUGUAAGAAGGCUUACUAUGGAGGAGAGGCAAGAUGUGAUCAAGAAGCCGGGAUCCAAGAAGAUUACGACCCGUCAGAACUGGUCUGUGGAGCGUGUUCCGAUGUCUCUAGGGCUCAGAUGUGUUCCAAGCAUGGCACUGAUUUCCUGGAGUACAAGUGUCGUUACUGCUGCUCUGUGGCAGUGUUCUUCUGCUUCGGUUCCACUCAUUUCUGCCAGGCUUGCCAUGAUGACUUUCAGAGUAUCACCACCAUUCCUAAGGCUGAACUGCCUCAUUGUCCAGCUGGUGCCCGAGCCAAGCAACUGGAAGGAGAUGAAUGUCCCCUCCAUGUUCAACAUCCGCCUACGGGAGAAGAGUUUGCUUUGGGAUGCGGUGUGUGCAGGAACGCUCAUACGUUCUAGGGAUUCCACCAAGAGAGGGCGGCAGAUGAACUUCAACAAGGUUCCCAAACAGAGUCACAUGUCACAUGGCACCCAUGUGUGCACAAAGUUAAGAAUGUUACUACUAAUCUUCUCAUGAGGAGAUUGUGGAUAUGGUGUGUGUUGGAAGGCUCGGACAUUCCAGAGAUUCCACCAAGACAGUGUAGAACUUCAACCCAUGUGAGCCCCAAACUUCAGGACCUCACUGAUAUAUAAUGAGUGGAGAAGAAUUUGGGAUAUGGUGGAUAUUGGAAUGCUUAUACAUGUGAGUAUAGCCACCUCAUUUGCUGAGAGUACAGAAUUUCACCAAGAUCAACUCUGUGUGCUUCCAUCAAGAUCCAUCUACAAGGAAUUUUCUUGUGGAUGUAGCAUGUGCCAUCUCCUGGACUUCACCAAGAUGUCAGGGACACAGUUCUAUCAUCUGCAGGAGAGUAUUCAGGAUUUGUCUUGCUUUAAAUUGGUAGGCUUGGAUCAAAUCUUUGUACCUUCCUUGAAGAAAAAAUGAGUAAUGGAUCAGACAGAUUUCAUGUCUAUCCUGGCUGUCCAAUGUGGUACAUCCUUUGAACCAACCAGAGUGAUACAUGGUCAAUACCAUAUUGACAUAACAUUGAUACCACGUUGACACCACAAUGACACCACUCUGUAAACUGCACACCAAGGCCACACCAGAACACACCUUUAGUGAUCACUUGGGUGUUAAAUCUUCAUGGCAUGCCUCCGAUAAACCUCCACAACUUGCAAAACACAACUGUUUCCUUUUCAGGAUCGAUUCAUGACAGGAGUCCAUAUUACAGGUCAAGGUAAUUCUCUAUUAAACACAGUCUCAGCAUUAGCGUGAACCAAAGCUGUUUAAACACACAGAAGUUUAUUUUGUGGAGGGUGUUGAUAUUUUUAUAACUGACACUGCACUGACUGUUUGCAAUUUGGACAGUUUCCAUGCUUUGAAGCCUGUUUCUAUUGUGUAAAAUGAAAACUCCAUGAUGUGAACAUAAGUCACAGUUAAAUUCUCGAUAUUUUUAUUGCAAUUUGAAAUAAACUCAUGGUCGGCAUAAAGACGAGUUCAGUGUGUUAUUUCAUUUUAGGAAUCUUUUAUAGAUGUACAGUAUUAGCAGAAAGGUAGUGAUACUCUUGCAACCAAAGUCUAAAGAUAAUUCCAUGUUUGACAUGAAACAAGAAGUUGUUGAAGAUUAGAUUGGUCUUAGUUUCAUGUCUCUAUCAAAUCAUUAAUGUUGUGUAAUUCUGAAAUACAGGCUCUGCAUAAGAGAAAUGAAAUUAGAAGAUAUGUGUAUUUGUUUUUUUUUUUUCAAAACUAAGUCUGGCAAGAUCUUAAAGAUACAUCUAUUAAGUUAUUGAUUAGCUUUGAAAUAUUUGAAUUAUGUUGAUAUGUAUAUCUGUUACUCAUAAAAAGGACUAGGUCAUUCAUUUUUAUGUAUCAUCCCUCCUAAAUGGCCAUUCCAAUAUCAAUUAAUUUGAUCUGCUAUUCCUACUAUUGCAAGAAUUGAAAUCAAAGACUCUAUAUAGUAUGUUAAUGAGUUGUUAUAUGAUAGUUUAUGAAUCAAGUGAACUAACUUGGACUGUAAGAUGAAAUAGUGUAUUUCUGAUGCAUUAUUGUUUGUUUGAAAAUAUUGAUUUGAAUCUAUAGUAUGUAAAAGCUCAUGAAUUAAAGUAAUAUUGGUGCCAAACAUUAAUUCUUAACACCAAUUCUUAACAUGCCGUUGUUGUUCAAUCGGCUAAAAAAAAAAUACACAUGAAUUCCAUACAGCUACAAUUCACCUUCAUAUUAAUUAACAUGUGCUUGACUCUAAAAUGCCUCUAUCAGAUACUCACAAUAUGAAUG
Lytechinus variegatus (green sea urchin) is the source of this 16330-nucleotide messenger RNA. Its product is annotated as E3 ubiquitin-protein ligase MYCBP2-like. Bases 244 to 14475 code for a protein of 4743 amino acids. Gene Ontology annotation, cellular component: nucleus. The record is from RefSeq and is a predicted model, not a curated record. NCBI's taxonomy places the organism in Eukaryota, Metazoa, Echinodermata, Echinoidea, Temnopleuroida, Toxopneustidae. The transcript is spliced from 71 exons.